AAGGUUAUGUGACUCCUCCCAGGAAGGUUACGGACUCCUCCCAGGAUUCCAGUUUCUACAGGAGUACAGGAUGAAAUGUUCCAGGCUUAUCACACACAGCAGGCUAAUGCUAAUAUCAUUACAGGAAGUAGAAAUGUAAAACACAUCUUUGUUAAAGGGGCUGAAAGCAGCAGUAUUAACUUGUGUGGAUUGCUGAAAGAAAAAGGUAAAGACGCGAUUUGCUCUGACAAAGUGGCAGCCUGCUCGGUCUAAUGACAUUUUAAGAAGUUCAUGUGAAUAUCCCAUUGAGCCUAAUGAGGGAUACAGCCUUUCCCCCUGAAGCUAAAGUCCCGUCUCUGUGGGAACCGACUGAUAGCAGGUAGACUUUGCCCUGAAGGGAAACCAGCGCUACAGGAAGAGCAGCACAGCCGACUCCUGGCCGUCACAGCAGAGUUGAUGAAAACGUCUGCUACCUCCUGGUGGAAUGGAGCAGACUAACGGCAGCAGCAAAGCUGGUUAUGGACCUAACCCACCUCCGUACAACACUCAGGACUACGGCCAGAGCUCUUACACGGGGGUGGGGAAGGGGAACGUCACAGUGGUGUCCCCUCCUGGCUCCUAUGAGAACGCGGUCCACCCUGAGGACGCGGCAGCAGCUGGAGGCGACCAGCAGCAGGACGGUCCGGCUCCACCCGACUACUGCCGCGGCCUAGAGGACAGCAGCUUCAGCGACGCUGCCGUACGGAGAGGUUUCAUAAGGAAAGUCUACCUGACCUUGAUGAUUCAGCUGCUGCUGACUGUCGGGAUCAUCUGUGCUUUCAUCUACUGGGACGCUCUCAGGACAUGGACAUUGGACAAUAACUGGUUCUCCUUUGCCAUGAUGGCGGUGGUGAUGGUGUUCAUCGUGGCCUUGUCCUGCUGUGACAACCUCCGUCGUCGAGUCCCUCUCAAUUUCAUCGCCCUGGGCCUGUUUACCGUCGCGGAGGGCCUGAUGCUCGGCUCUGUGGCAGCCUACUUUGAUGCAGAAGCAGUUCUGUGGGCCGUGGGGGCGACGGCGCUGGUGUCCUUCGCCUUGACUCUGUUUGCUAUGCAGUCAAAGUGGGACUUCACCGGAUUAAACGGGAGCCUGUGGGUGUUUGCCUGGACCCUCUUUUCGUUUGCAUUGCUUUGUGCAAUCCUCCGGUCGCAGUAUCUCUACAUCCUCUACGCCUGCCUGGGAACCUUCCUGUUUUCUUUAUACCUGGUGUUUGAUACGCAGCUAAUCCUCGGUGGGAAACACAGGAAGUACCAGGUCUCUCCUGAGGAGUACGUGUUCGCCGCUCUCAACCUCUAUCUGGACAUCGUCUCCCUGUUCCUGCUCCUGCUGCAGCUCAUCGGCCUCUGUCGCUGACGCUGAACCUGUGUGACAGUAACACUGAACCUCUUCUCUCCUCUGGAGUACAUCACGUCUCUACAUCCAUUCACCACCCUCCGUCUGUCCUCCAGACAUCUGCUGUCACAUCUAAACAGGCAGGGAUGUCUGUCAUGUGUCCAGGAUGCACAUCUGCUUUAUUGUCACAUGUCGGGUUGAUGUUGUUUUACGCUGUGGAGCAAAAUGGUCCUUUUCAAAUGGUUUUAUUUCUACCUAGAAAUGUGCUUCUUAUUUGUUUUUAUGAAUCUGGUGAUUGAGCUUUAGAGGGGUAGUUUUAGUGUUUUGAGGUACUUAUCGUUAGUAGGUGUGUUACUUGUUGUGACCACAGACGGGAGCAGCGACCGGUGUUACACUGAAACCUGUGACCUGCAGAGGAGCAACACAAGGUCACAUUUCAGAACAUGUCACCUAUCUUCUGCUUUUCUUUUAGAGUUUUGUGAAUAUAUCUUUAAAGUGAAAAUACAAACAUUAUUUUAAAUAUCUAACAAUUUAGUUUUGUGUAUUUUCUGUCGCGUAUUUAUGACGGAUGACUCAGGUAACAGUGGGGUCAGAGACGGUGACCGCAUACAGUAUGCUGCUGGCUCCUCUGUCGGUCACAGAUUUCAACGGUCACAGGUUUUGGUGCAACACCGACACCGGAGCAAAGCAACACCGACACCGGAGCAAAGCAACACACUGCUGUGGACGAGGACGGCAGAAAAACGUACUUUAGACACCUAAAAGAACGCCGUCUAUUUAAGUGUUCUCUAUAUUUAUAAUAUUUUCUGAGGUGAACUGAACUGGAAGUGAAAGGUAUCUCUACUUUCUGUUUCUGUCCUCGGAGCCUGCCGGCUCUGAACAGAGGGAGUUAAGAUAAGUUUGACUUUCAGUUCCCCGUCAGAAAGGAGAAGUUCACGUCCGUCUGACGGAGAUAAAGCCGUGAUGAUAUUCUAAAUAUAGCGAACGCUGAAACAGAUAUACAUGUUUUUAGGUGUGUCUUUCUUUUAGGUGACUAAAAUACAUCUUUCCAGCUGGCUAGAUUAGUUUUCUGUUCUAUCAACAGAUUGUUAUCAAUGAUUAUCUAUAUAGCCACUAACUAGCCUGAUAGUUAUCUAGCAGCAGAUUGCUAACUAUAAAUAGCUACGGCUAGUUGCUAACUAUUUGACGCCAAAAAUCAAAAGCUGUUCUUCCGUCUCCGUCCACAGCGCUGUGUUGCUUUGCUCCGGUGUCGGUGCUCCCGUUUGGUUAGUUUCAGUCAGUACUGUAAUCCACCAUACUAUCACAAGUCAAAGUAGUGGAGCAUCCUGUAAUCUGUAUAUAAUAUAAUGAUAUGUAAUAUAGAUAACGCCACAUCCGUCUGCUGGUUGUUCUGUAGUUUCAUCUUAAAGUUGCUUUUGGAGACCUCCAUUAAAAGGACAGAAUCUGUGGGUGUUAGUUCUCCAUAGAUCCAGCUGGCUGCUCUGUGAUUUCUCUCUCUAUGAAAUAUGUUUUUCCAGAAUGCAGGUGAGCAAUAAUAAAACAGAAAUUAAAACUCAA
Sebastes umbrosus (honeycomb rockfish) is the source of this 2905-nucleotide messenger RNA. RefSeq lists its product as uncharacterized. The transcript has 11 exons. The coding region runs from base 464 to 1369 and encodes 301 amino acids. Lineage: Eukaryota; Metazoa; Chordata; Actinopteri; Perciformes; Sebastidae. The record is from RefSeq and is a predicted model, not a curated record. Gene Ontology annotation, cellular component: membrane.